AUGCGCGCCUUCAUCGUCCUGUGCCUCGUGGCCGUCGCCUGCGCCGACAAACUCGGCUACAACUACAAGCCCGUGGGCCACUCCAACUCCGGCCUGUCCUUUGCUCCUGGCAGCGGCAGCAUUGGUGGUGGUAGCAUCGGCGGCGGCAGCAUCGGCGGUGGUAGCAUCGGAGGAGGACUCCAAGGACUCGGAGGAAGCCUGGGAGGCCUAGGAGGUCUGGGAGGCGGCAGCAACUUCGGCAGCCUGGACAGCGGUCUGGGCGGUGGCUCCAGCGGCCUGUCCGGACUUGGUCUUGGAUCCUCGGAUCUGGGAUCCUCUGGCUUUGGCAGCUCUGGUCUGGGAUCUUCCGGUCUGGGAUCUUCCGGUUUGGGAUCCUCCGGUCUGGGAUCUUCCGGUCUUGGUGGUGGCUUCAGUGGUCCCGUCAGCUACGAAGCUCCCGCUCCAUCUGCUGAGCUCAACAAGGAAUUCUUCACCUUCUCCGCCAACGAACAGGACUUCGAUGAGCCCGAGGCUUUGGAACGCGUCUCCAGCUCUGUGAACAAGGGUCUGCGCGUCGUCUUCAUCAAGGGACCCGAGAACCGUGGCUUGGAGAACGCUGCCCUGGCUCUGGCCAAGCAGGCUGCCCAGCAGGAGACCGCCAUCUAUGUCCUGAACAAGCAGGCCGAUAUCGGAGAUCUGGCCAGCAAGCUGAAUGCCAUCCGCAGCAACUCGAACAACAAGCCCGAGGUGCACUUCGUCAAGUACCGCACUCCCGAGGAUGCCGCCAACGCCCAGCGCGCCAUCCAGAGCCAGUACGACCAGUUGGGUGGAUCCUCUCAGGCCCAUGAUGGUGGUGUGGCCAACGCCCUGAACUUCGCCUCCGCGGGACCAGUGCGUCAGGCCCAGGCCCAGAUCCCUGAGAACUCGUACCUGCCCUCGUCGGUGCUGCGUCGCCUGCGCUUCCGUUACUAG
Molecule: messenger RNA, 951 nt
Organism: Drosophila persimilis
Lineage: Eukaryota; Metazoa; Arthropoda; Insecta; Diptera; Drosophilidae
Product: glycine, alanine and asparagine-rich protein
Exons: 1
Coding region: 1-951 (316 amino acids)
Source: RefSeq, a predicted model, not a curated record